This is a messenger RNA of Pangasianodon hypophthalmus (striped catfish), 2072 nucleotides long. It is a transcript of the gene vsir, whose product is annotated as V-set immunoregulatory receptor. The record is from RefSeq and is a predicted model, not a curated record. Bases 232 to 1059 code for a protein of 275 amino acids. Gene Ontology annotation, biological process: positive regulation of regulatory T cell differentiation; negative regulation of CD4-positive, alpha-beta T cell proliferation; regulation of immune response. Gene Ontology annotation, cellular component: plasma membrane. The transcript is spliced from 7 exons. NCBI's taxonomy places the organism in Eukaryota, Metazoa, Chordata, Actinopteri, Siluriformes, Pangasiidae.
GAGAGAGAGAGAGAGAGAGAGAGAGACACAAAAGGAGCGCACGAGACCAGUGAGUAAACUCCGCAGCUGUGCGCAUAGUCAGCGCUCCUCGCGCUGUGCCGGAAAAAAAGCGCAAAGAAAGUUUCCUUGUCAGAAACCCGACGGUUCUGGUUGACUGCUUACAAUCAAAAGCAGGAGUAUUGUCAUUCAAGAAGUUUAAGGAAACGUACAAGGAGUGGAUCUACAGUAGAGAUGGAGUUGUUCUCGGCUGUGUUGCUUUGCCUUCACCUCGUCAUGGCUGUUGAAGGUAACACUGAAUACCACGCCCACCCGCUCAGUGUCUCAGUGCCGUACGUCUCCUACAUUUGCCCGGAAGGUGCCAACGUCACAAUGGUAUGUGAACAGUCCGGCGCUCUGGAGCAUCCAACUGACCGACUACAGCACGUCUGGCUCUUCACGCCACACAUGGACCAGCGGUGUCACGAUCGCCUGCAACACAGCAACUCUGUAGUGCACGGAGCUCAGGCCACGUCCUUCAGUGUCACGCUGCUGGGUGUGACACAGGCCAGCCAAGGACGCUACUGCUGCCUGGCACUGGACGUGCUGCAGGAAAGCAAGCACAAGCCAGUUGUGCAGCAGCGGGCACACAGCCACAUGAUGCUUACCAUCACACCACGUCGCAACAACAGUCUGAAGUGCACACAGUUGCAAUCACCACCUCCCCAAGGUACAGUGGCUGCAGGUCUGGCUACAGCUGCAUGCAUUAUGGGUAUUUUGUGUCUUCCUGUCUUACUGGUCCUGGUGUACCGCCAAAGACAAAGAACCCACAGCAGCCGACGUGCACACGAGCUAGUUCGCAUGGACAGUGAGGCUCACGGCCACGAGAACCCUGUGUACAUGGGAGGUUCUCCACAGCCAACAUCUCGCACCGUGGCUCAGAUUCUGACGCGCCAGACGUCUGAAACGGGACGCCACCUUCUGGCCGACCCUGGCACCCCCUUUAGCCCAAACCCACAGGGAGACGUAUUUUUCCCUGCGCAUGAGCCCAUCCCAGAGUCACCUGACUUCCAGGGGUUUUAGGAUGGAGAGACAUUUCUCAGCUCCCCUGAAAUGCCUUGCACUUGUCUUUUUCUCCAUCUUCUCCGCCUCCCUCCGUCGUCCCAGCUUUCUCUAUGACCCGGAGGAGAAGGAGAGAACACCCACCUUCUCCGUCUACACACACACAUGCACACAUUUUCCACCUGUAUCAAUAGCCAGGGGCCAGGAGGAGCUCAUCUCACUUUGUGGUAUGGGAACGCUUUUUCGCAGACAGACCGGAAUGUUCCACGACGGAGGGGAAUGGGGGGCAGUUUCAGAAGGAGGUGUUGCUCCGCCCACUGAUAAGCAGAGCCACUGAGAGAACCCACUCUUGCACGUUCAAAUUGUUUUCUUCUCUUGUCUUGUCUUUUCUUCUGAACAUUGAGACGGAAACUGCUCUGUUCCCCGUCGGUCUCCAUCUGUCUGGUGCUUUUUGUGUAGCACAUGUGUAUGUGAUGUGCCAGUGUGUCAGAGAUCACACCCCUAAUGCGUAUUUUUACUUUUUUAUGCUCAUUAGGUCAUACUAUUAUGACUGCCAGAGAAAACUCAAGAAGUUCACUUAGCUUUACGAUACUGAAUAAAUAUUUUUGGGUUUAUAAAGGUUAUAUAUAUAUUUUAUAUAUUGUAAUGUGUGUGUGUGUGUGUGUGUGUGUGUGUGUGUGUGUGUGUGUGUGUGUGAGAGAGAGAGAGAGAAACCUUCAGCUGGGCCUGAAUCAAACUCCCAACAAUAAAAAGUUAUUGCGAUACUGUGUGGAUGGUUGGAUAGAUUAUGAAUAGAUAGAUAUAUGUAUUAGUGUAUGUAUAUAUUGAUGUAUAUAUGGAUGAAUGGAUAGAUGGAUGGAUACAGAUACAUAAUAAACAGAAGUCUAUUUGUCCCCAUAUGUGGGACAACAAGAAUUUUAUUCUGCAAUUGUGUUUGUAUAUGACUAUCUGUAAAACGCCUUAAGUAUCAUGUUGUGUAAUGCAAUACAACUGCUGUAAAAAAAAAAAAAAAAGUAUAUAUUUGUUCUCUUUUU